Molecule: messenger RNA, 2463 nt
Organism: Capronia coronata CBS 617.96
Lineage: Eukaryota; Fungi; Ascomycota; Eurotiomycetes; Chaetothyriales; Herpotrichiellaceae
Product: elongation factor 1-alpha
Exons: 4
Coding region: 1-2463 (820 amino acids)
Biological process (GO): translation
Molecular function (GO): GTPase activity; GTP binding
Source: RefSeq, a predicted model, not a curated record
AUGUCCAACCGCCGUGUCAAGUCGUUAGCUGCUGAUGAGGAUGAUUACGACGAUUACGACAACUAUGACGACGACUAUGAAGACGGCGGCAACGAGGAACUCUCCCCGGAAGACAAGGAACAGAUGCGUCAGGGCACCACCAAAGUCCGUGAAGCUGUAGGGUCAGCCUUUCCAGCUACAGACAAGGAGAUCCAUGACGCUCUCUGGCACUAUUACUACGAUGUGGGCAAGACUGUUGCCUACCUGAAGAAUAAACAAAAGCCUUCGACUGCACCCACAAAAGCCAAGAAGGAUGAACCAAAGAGUAAGCUUUCCACUUCAUUUUGUUCCACAGCACUGCCUGGUAUAUCCCGAUCAGAUCGUGGUGGUCAAGAUGGCUUGCAAGCGACAAUUCCUCAAAAGGAUGCUGAUGGGCGUCAAGAGUGCAUCAGCUCUACCAUCUACUCAACCGAGUUUUCGGCUGCGGAAUUCUUUAAAGACUGCCCUUGGCUGCGUAUUCCAGAACAUCGCAAAGCCGAAAUUCUCAUCGAACCCGUCUAUCCCCGCCUAGGUUUACUUGGUGGUGCUUCAGCAGGUGGCAAAAUGUCCAAACUAGCUGCUCUGGCCGCCAAACGGAGGCAAAAGGAAAGCGAGCGUUCUGAGUCAACUGCCACAGGCAGUUCCGAAUCACAGGAUGAUUAUACGACCCGCCUUAACAAACUUCGGCUCCAGGAAAUCAAUCGAGCAAAGUCGAACACCAGCAGAGAUGCGGACACGCCGAUGAGGGAAGGCGACAAAGCUGUAUCUGAUUCUGGAGUCUCCGCAGACAUCCUUCGACAAGACCUACCGGAUCCGUUAAGCCACGGACAAACAACAUCCACUCCUGACCUAUCGGUUUCGGUGGAACCGUGCAUCAGGGGCCGACCGUCACCUUUUGCCAGCAUCAUGACCAGCCACGAUGCUGACCUCUUCCUCCCAACGUCUCCCGAUCUGCUUGCUGUUGGAGAAAAUGCUAAAUCAUUCGACUUUGCAGAACCAAGCCCAGACGAUGUCGUGAUGAAGGCGCAAAAUGCAAAAGUCGCAGCACCGGCCAAAACGAAGCCUAAGGAAUCAGCGAGAACGAAAACCACUUCGCUCGCUCAUGGCGUUCAGCAACUAUCUGUUCAGGAGACCCCCAAGGUCAAGAGCAAAAACAUUGAUGUGCUUGCAGAAUACAAGAAGGUAAAACGGAAGAAGGCAGCAAAUUUUGUCGUCAUCGGCCAUGUUGAUGCGGGAAAGAGCACUCUGAUGGGGAGACUCUUAUUCGAUCUGAAAGCGGUCGAUCAACGCACAAUGGACAAGUAUCGAAAGGAGGCAGAACGUAUCGGCAAAGGCUCGUUUGCCUUUGCAUGGGUCCUAGAUCAAGGUACAGAAGAGCGGGAGCGUGGGGUGACCAUCGACAUUGCCACAAACAAAUUCGAGACCGACAGAACAAGCUUCACCAUCCUUGACGCUCCUGGCCACAAAGACUUUGUGCCCAAUAUGAUUGCUGGUGCCAGUCAGGCAGACUUUGCAGUUCUAGUGAUCGAUGCGUCCAUGGGCAACUUCGAGUCUGGUCUGAAAGGUCAGACCAAGGAACACGCCCUGCUGGUACGAUCCAUUGGUGUCCAGCGAAUCAUAGUCGCUGUCAACAAGAUGGAUGCAGUGGAUUGGUCUGAAGAGCGAUUCGCAGAAAUUCGUCAACAAAUGUCAGCAUUCUUGACCAGCGCAGGCUUUCAGUCGAAGAACGUUACGUUUGUUCCCUGUUCAGGUCUGGAGGGCGGGAACAUCCUCGCAAAGUGCUCAGAUCCAAAGGCGUCCUGGUACACCGGGCCAACGCUGGUUGAAGAGCUGGACCAGUCAGAACCAUCGACCUACGCACUCGACAAGCCACUGAGAAUGACCAUCAACGACGUUUUCAGAGGCAGCGUGCUGAAUCCUCUGUCAGUAUCGGGACGGAUUGAGGCAGGUAACGUCCAGGUCGGUGAGCAGGUCGUCGUCAUGCCUAGUGGUGAAAAGGCACAGAUUCGAAGCUUGGAGGUCGAUGAUGAACCACAAGACUGGGCAGUGGCAGGACAAAAUGUGGUCUUGAACUUGACGGACAUCGACCCUAUCCACUUGAAAACGGGAGACGUUCUGUGCAGUGCCGUUUCACCGAUUCAGAACGUCAGCGAAUUCAGGGCAAAGGUUCUUGCUUUUGAGCACUUGACGCCCAUGAACAUCGACGUGCAUAAAGGCCGACUCCACGUUCCUGGUCGCAUCAGUCAGCUCGUUGGGGUCCUGGACAAAUCCACAGGCAUGGUCGUCAAGAAGAGGCCGAAGAUCGUGCAGCCAGGAAACGUCGUUCGCGUCGUCGUCCAGCUGGAUCAGCCUGUGCCAUUGGAGCCCCCGUCUCGUGUCGUCCUAAGAGCAAAUGGAGAAACUGUCGCGGCUGGCCUGUUAGAGAAGAACGAAAUGAGACCAUGA